Molecule: messenger RNA, 1315 nt
Organism: Capsicum annuum
Lineage: Eukaryota; Viridiplantae; Streptophyta; Magnoliopsida; Solanales; Solanaceae
Exons: 9
Coding region: 92-1315 (407 amino acids)
Source: RefSeq, a predicted model, not a curated record
UCCCACCAUUGUUCUAUAAAUUCAAGAGGAAUUCAUCCCCAAAUUAAAACAAAACAUAGGUGCCUGGCCUUUUUGACAAUAGUUUUUGAGAAUGUUGAUUCAUCAAAGAAAUGUUCUACCAAUUUUGUUGGUAUUAUAUUUGCUUAUGAGUUUUGACGGAGUUCAAGGAGAAAUAAAGUUGUCCAAGCUAGAGGAAUUAUCAUUGGAAAAACAACUUAAAUUGUUGAACAAACCAGCGGUCAAAACAAUCAAGACUACAUGGGGAGACACAUACGAUUGUGUGGAUUUUUACAAGCAACCUGCAUUUGAUCAUCCAUUACUAAAGAAUCACAAUUUUCAUCCCGAGAUGAAACCCACUUUAUCGACGAUAAAGCAAACUCCAAGUAACUCAACCAUUGAUAUUUCAAGGACAUGGAUAGAGAAAAAUGGUUGUCCUUCGGGAACCGUUCCCAUCAGAAGAGUUACCAAAGAUGAUCUUAUUAGACAAAGACGUAUGCCAUCACGAGAAGAUUUCAUAUUUGAAGCUCCAUUAGAUGAUACUAACAUCAUUCUUGAGGAAAGAGGAGUAAACACGCGUGCAAUAGUUAAAACUCCAGAUGAUUCAAGAAACAAGUUUGCUGGAGCGGGAAUGGUAGCUAGCUUAUGGAAUCCUAGUGUUGAAGGUGCACAAAAUAGUGCGUGUCGAUUGAAGAUUCAAAAAGGACCAGAUAGCAUGCAGGCUGGUUGGAGAGUUGAUCCAACGUUAUAUGGGGACAAUAAAACUAGGCUUUUUAUACAUUUUCAAGCUGGAGAUAGACAGUGCUUCGAUAUACUAUGUCCUGGCUUUGUAUUAAUAAAUAGUGAAAUAGUUCUUAAUAUCGCACAUGAAAAUGUUGCACUUCAAGGGGCUCCACAUAAUCGGGAGAUCACUCUCUACAUUGUUCGGGAUCUUACAAAUGGAAACUGGUGGCUUUUAUACGGAGAAAAUCAGGAUAAAGUUGGUUUUUGGCCACGUGAUCUUUUCACUUCAUUACAAAACGAUUUUGUUGAGAAUGUUGAGUGGGGAGGAGUGACAUACACUCCGCCAAAUUCAUCUAAUCCUCCAAUGGGCUCUGGUUUUUUUCCUGAAUUUCCAGAUCCUUCGCGUUAUGCUUAUUGUAGGGGUCUUGUACUUUUAAAUGAUAAGGGCGAAACUAUAAAUGCAGAAAAAACACUCAUAUUUCUUGACAAUCAAUCAUUAUACAAAGUUUUGGAUAGACCAUAUUAUGGAACUGGAAAGUUCCCACAUUAUGUAUUUUACGGGGGACCUAAUGUUCCAAAAGAAAAACUAAUGUGA